GUGAAUGCAGUCAUGUCUUGAUUYUCCUCUUACUGUAAUGUAUAGUGAGAGAAAAUAACAAAAUGGACUUAAAUUUACAACUCUACGGCUUGGUUUAGCUUUCCCGUAUAUCAAAAAAACCUUCAGGGUUGACAGUGCCAACCAAAAUCGCCCCAACAUAAGGGAUCUUUACUUGGAACAAAUGAAGACAUCCAAGUGGAUCGCCAUCAUAGCAUUGGUAUCAGCUUGUUUAGUUCCUGUUAGAACAAUCGAGGUUUACAAACCUGGMAAAAAUGGGAAGUCUUCAUGGCAGGAAUCUUCUCAAAUGCGAGAUAGAUCUGUUGUGCCAACACCUUCYCUUCAYGAUAAAAUAKCAUAUUACAGAAGAAGAUCAAAAAUUCCUGUUCCUGAUGUAAAAGCAUUCAGAACGAGAUCACACAUACCAGUCCCUGAAUCAAGCAGUUACAGAUCUCCGUCCGAUGACAUCCCAAGGCCAUCAGUGAAAGAUAUUGAAGAAGACUACAGACGACGAUCCGGAAUCCCAUUUCCUGAAAAGAUAAACCCGUUAAAUAGACGAGCUGCUGCCGGUCGCAGAUAUUAUAAUCAAAAGAAGAAUCUUAUUAACAGAAUUUUAUUUUCUCUGCCAAUUGGUGCGCAGUUUCCAAUAUACUUUUCGUCACAAGGUCCAUCAAGGAAAGGGACCAACAAAAAGAGUGACGUAGCUAUACCAGUCCGACGUUAUAGAUUACCAUACAGAAUGCAGACAUGGGSACUUCCUAAAGCAUUACAAAGUAAGAGAUAUCCGAUGCCAUAUAUCGAGCAUCGUGCAAUAGCAAGACAACAGAUAGCACCUAGACAAGGUUUUACAUCAGAGUCUCUCAGGAGAUAUUAUACACCUAGGCCAUUCUCUACAUCUCAGUUACUAAGCAACAGAAAUAUAAUAGCAUUAAAUCAGAGAAAUCGUCCAUAUUUAGUGCCACAAUCGCGGUAUUUUUUAAAUAGAAUUACACGUCGUGAUAGUCCUGUAGAGAAGAUGAAUUCAAAAGAUGUAGAACAAGCAAGGAAAGCGGUAAUAAAUAAAGAUCGUCAGCGCAUGCGCUUGGAUGAUGAUGAGCUCGAUAACGUAAACGCCAGUCAUAACAAGGAAGAACCCAUUUCUAAAGAUAUUGAAAAUGUUAUAACAAAACUACUAAUAAUGAUCUAGUUAUGAUAUGCCCGCUCUUGCUGAUUUAAGCUCAUCAAAUGUAAACUUCGUAAAAUAUUUAAUGUAUAUAUAUUUAUAUGAUAUCAAAGAGGCAAGAUUUUGCUGUAACUCCGAGUUUCGUGCUACGCACUCAUCAGACAGUAUUUAAUGAUAAACAUUCCUGUAAUCUAGAUAUAUAUACAUGGUAUAGAACAAAAGGCUAAGUGCUAGGCCAUUUACACACAAUACGUGAAAGUUAUGCUAGAAACAAUAGGUGUGAAGGUAAAAAUUACAAAGGAGAGUACUGUAUACUAUUAGCACGAAAAUAGUAGCACGAAACUCGGAGUUACAGCAAAAUCUUGCCUCUUUGAUAUCAUAUAUAUAACUAGCUCUACACUUUAUG
Messenger RNA from Exaiptasia diaphana, 1565 nucleotides. RefSeq lists its product as uncharacterized. The transcript is spliced from 17 exons. The record is from RefSeq and is a predicted model, not a curated record. Bases 182 to 1183 code for a protein of 333 amino acids. NCBI's taxonomy places the organism in Eukaryota, Metazoa, Cnidaria, Anthozoa, Actiniaria, Aiptasiidae.